AUGCAACUGAUACGGUGGCCCACAAGCUUGCUUGCUAGAUUGAGCUGCAGCUUUCUAGCGGGGUACUUGCUGAGCUUCAUGAAUGGAGAUGAGAAGCAGCCAGACAGCCGUCGGGAACCUAUUUUAAAGAUCCAAGAUCGAUCCAAGAUCGAUCCUGACGUUCUUACCAUACUCGCAAUGGCACAAACGUCAUGCGUGUGA
This is a messenger RNA of Durusdinium trenchii, 201 nucleotides long. The record is from the annotation of a GenBank genome assembly. NCBI's taxonomy places the organism in Eukaryota, Dinophyceae, Suessiales, Symbiodiniaceae.